ACAUAGCAGAGGAACUGAGAUGAGGGUUGGUCUUGUCAAAUGUCAACUGACACACAUCUCAACCAAAACAGGCUCGCACGCUUUCAGCCAAACCACUGACACACACUGCAAUGGACUAAGAAGAUAUUCAGAAAUGUAGAGGAAAAAUAUCAAAUGAGUUGAUACUGAAAGACCCCAUGGACCUUCAGCAAUGAGACACAAAUGGAAUGCAGCUCACCACUGGUAGUGAACAAGCCAGAGGUCCAAUGGCCUAUUCACCCCACGGUUGGUGGUCUAUCCUCAUUGGCAUCACUUUGCUGUGUGCCAUAUGGUCUAGUAGAGCUGAUAAGCCAUGUACUGCAUCAUCCAGCAUUGGGGACCUGGUCCUUCUAGGCUCCAGCUUCCAGGUGUUCUGUACCUAUCAGGCCAGCUGCAGAGCUUCCAAAUCAAUGCACACCGACAAGAAGAAAAUACAGAAAAUACAGCCCUACAACUCUACAACUAUAUUCCUCAACGUGACAAACAUAAGUAAAAACACAACGUACACCUGCCUGUGUGAAGGAGAACCUGAGCCUUGUGGACUCGAUAUUGAUACUGGAUACACACCUGACCUGCCAGAAAAUGUAACCUGUGUCCAGAAAGGUCCAUUUGGAGAGGUGAUGUGUACAUGGAGGAGAGGAAGGGAAACUCACCUGACAACCACUUCAGAGCUCUGGGUGAGAGCUGUGUUUGGUAACAGCACAGCAGGAUCUGUAUCCUACCCUGGUUCUGGUUCCAGGUCUGAUCCUGGUCUAGUCUCAGCUAAUUUCCCUGUGGCUGGUUCUGUCCAGACUGAAUACUCCGUAUGGGCCAGCUCCUCCAACAAGCUAGGUUCUGCUGUGUCCACCACCCUCAACUUCACACUCGACCACAUUGUGCAGCCCUUGCCCCCUGCUGUGUCCCAGGUAGAGUGCUGGUCGCUGGGCUGUAAUGUCAGGGUGGAGGGGGCUCAGGGAGCUCAGCUCCUGGAGGUCCAGCAGAGAACCGCCCAGGGACCAGGACCAUGGAUAUUACACACACACACCGCAGGUUCAGUGUGGAACCAGUCCAUUGUGUCUCUGCAGCCCUACACGAAGUAUGAGUUCCAGGCCAGGGUCAGACUGAGUCAUAGGAGAGGCAUCUGGAGUGACUGGAGCCAACCCGUCUCUAACUGGACACAGGAGGAGGCACCUGCCAAGGCUCUGGAUGUGUGGUACACAACCUCCAACUCUCCCAACUCCAUCACUUUAUACUGGAAGAGGCUGAGUCACACAGAGGCCAGAGGGAAGAUCAGGGGUUACAAGGUGAUAGUUCACGACGCCCUGGCAGGGAAAUCUGAGAGCAACACCUCCAUUAAUCAUAUUUCAGGCCUGUCCUGCUCUCGCUGUGAUGUCACUGUCUACGCCCUGAACUCCAGAGGUUCCUCACCCCCUGCCCGUGUCACCAUUCCCCUCAGAGCAGCCCAGCCCCCUCAGAAUGUGAUGUGUACAAAUCACAGUAACCACAGCAUCACCAUCUCCUGGCGGAGGCCUGUAACUGCAGUAGCAGCCAGUGGGACAGGGGAUGGGGCAGUAAGUGGCUACCUGCUGGAAUGGUUCCCUGUUGGCAGACAGGUGGAGAAGCUCAGGUGGAAGAGACUGGGUCCUAAUGAAACCCAUACUGUCAUUAGAGAUAACAUUAAGCCGUUUGAGUGCUAUGAGGGAGCAGUUUAUGCUCUGUAUGAGCAGGCAGUGGGCAGGGCCCAGUUUGAAGACUUCUACACCUUGGAAUUAGUACCUUCCGCGGGUCCGUCUGUCCAUCAGCCGGUGGUGGAGGGGGACAAAGUGACCGUUUCCUGGUCAGAGGUCCCUCAGGAACACAGGUGGGGCUGUGUCAUCAACUACACCAUCUAUGUGAAAAACUCAGAGGGAAAAGACGUUGGAAACUACGUCUGCAGAGCAUCAGAGAGGUCCUUCACCAUCAGGGACCUUCCCCCUGAGUACUACCGUCUAUGGAUGACCGCAUCGACUGCCUCAGGACAGGGCCCCAGAGCCGGACACUCCUUCAUCAUCAAACCUCAAAGUUUGCUUUCAGACAAUUGGCUUUAUACCAUGGUCCUGGUAGGGAUCACCUCCUUCCUGGUGUUCUUUGUCCUGCUGUGCCUGUACCAAGUCUCCUCGCUAAGACGACGAGUCUCAACACUCGUCCACUGCCUCAUGCCAGAUAUCGUCCCUGAUCCUGCCAACAGCAAAUGGGCAAAGGAGUGUGCCAAAGAGAAGGGUGAGUUGACCCUACACCUCUACCUCAGUGAGUCUAGUGUCAGUGAAGAAGAGGAGCCAGACACUGUGGAGGUCCAGGAGCUGCCCGAGGGCAGUUGGAGCUCAUGGAAACCAGCACAGCGCACUGACAUCUCCGGAACUCCAGAGGGUGCUAUUCACCCCUCCUUAGACCUCCUCUUCAUGCCCCAACAGAUCCCUGCGACAGACCCGUCAACAACAGCCUACUUCCAGAGCUCCUACCUCAAGAGCUUCUCCCAGGAGUCAGGCUCCUCAGGCCAGACACAGGAUUCCCAGGGAACAGAUAUGACUGUAGAUUACAUAUCAACACACGUCCUAGAGGGCAGAGAGGAGAAGGAAGAGGAAGGUCUGGAUGUGAUGGGAUUCUUCUCCUGUCCGCAGAACCCCCUGAGUCCGUUCAUGAACCCUUUGGUGUCUUUCGGAGGGAAGCUGACUCUGGACGCGGUCAGGAUCGACUGCAGUGAGUUCUUAGACUGAUGGGUUAGACUGAUAGCCAUAUAAAGUAACCCAAGGAGCAGGUUGUGUGAAGAUCCUGUGUAAUCUUUGAUUCUCACUAACCAACAAUCAUUAUAAACAGUUAUAUUGCAUUACAGUACAAUAGUACACUAUCUAUCAGAGAUGGGAGACUACAGACCUCGGGGUCCAUAGUGGUGUAACACUUUUUCACCAUAGCAAACACUAAUUGCAUUCUAAAUUGAAGAUGAUGAUGAGUUGAUUUUUGGAGUCAGGUGUUAGUUGGGGCAAAAGUGUGACAUCAAUCCGACCCCCGAGGACUGGAGUUGCCCAUCCUAGAUCUAUGUCUUGGAUAACACAAAAGAUCAAUACAAUACAACUCACCUGUCACAUUUCCCCCAGUUUACAGGGACUGUAAGCAAUGAGCUUUUCUGAAAUUAUGUAAAGUUAUGUAUAGUGCAAUGAGUGCACCAUGAGUUCAUAUCUGGAAGUGUAUUUAUUAUUUUCACAAAGAGAUAGUACUGGAAUAUGCAGGGUCAGCCUUAGCAUAGAGUCCUGGAUCCUUGCAGAGAGUACAGGUGCUCUAUAGUGUAAAUGUAAUAUUGGGGAUUCCUAAAGUUUAAUACAUUUAAUAUGGGGGAUUAUUGUGAUGAGAAAAAAGGAGACUGGAGAUGCUAGUGAGGUUAGACUUGUAUUUGUUAUUUGGGGGUCUUUGAAUCAGUUACAUUUCGUUAUCAACAAAUCAGCCUGCAUCUCAAAUUCGACAGUUAAUCAGAGCAGCAAGAAGCAAAAAACACAACCAACCUGCGGUGAGCAAACAGGCAUGUAUUCUGAGAAGAAUAACAGAUUACAGAUGGGUCAAUGUAUUUAGCUUUCAAACAUAAUUUACAAUAUUGUUUAGCAGUGGUUUGUUAUACACAAAAAGAUAUGUGAACCCUUUAGAAUUAGCUGGAUUUCUGCAUAAAGUCACAGCAAUAGACAAACACAGUCUGCUUAAACUAAUAACACACAAACAAUUAUAAUGUGGAUGUUUUUAUUGAACACACCAUGUAAACGUUCACAGUGCAGGUUGGAAAAAUGAUGUGAACCCUUGGAUUUAAUAACAGGUUGACCCUCCUUUGGCAGCAAUAACCUCAACCAAACGUUUUCUGUAGUUGUGGAUCAGACAUGCACAACAGUGAGAAGGAAUUUUUGACCAUUCCUCUUUACAAAACUGUUUCAGUUUUACAAUAUUCUUGGGAUGUCUGGAGUGAACCGCUCUCUUGAGGUCAUGCCACAGCAUCUCAAUCGGGUUGAGGUCAGGACUGACUGGGCCA
Molecule: messenger RNA, 4042 nt
Organism: Oncorhynchus gorbuscha (pink salmon)
Lineage: Eukaryota; Metazoa; Chordata; Actinopteri; Salmoniformes; Salmonidae
Gene: il12rb2
Product: interleukin 12 receptor, beta 2a
Exons: 16
Coding region: 207-2750 (847 amino acids)
Biological process (GO): cytokine-mediated signaling pathway
Cellular component (GO): signaling receptor complex; external side of plasma membrane
Molecular function (GO): cytokine receptor activity; cytokine binding
Source: RefSeq, a predicted model, not a curated record